Messenger RNA from Eucalyptus grandis, 576 nucleotides. Its product is annotated as agamous-like MADS-box protein AGL61. The record is from RefSeq and is a predicted model, not a curated record. NCBI's taxonomy places the organism in Eukaryota, Viridiplantae, Streptophyta, Magnoliopsida, Myrtales, Myrtaceae. Gene Ontology annotation, molecular function: RNA polymerase II cis-regulatory region sequence-specific DNA binding; protein dimerization activity; DNA-binding transcription factor activity, RNA polymerase II-specific. Gene Ontology annotation, biological process: regulation of transcription by RNA polymerase II. The transcript has a single exon. The coding region runs from base 1 to 576 and encodes 191 amino acids.
AUGGCAGGAAGAAGGACACCAAGACGUCGAAGAGUUGAGAUGAAGCAGGUUGAAAAUGAGGAAGAUAAGCUCAUCACAUUUUCCAAACGUAGAUCUGGUAUCUACAAAAAAGCAAGCGAACUUGUGACCCUUUGUGGUUCGGAGGUGGGAGUAGCAAUAUUCUCUCCUAGCGGAAAACCCUAUUCUUUUGCUCAUCCAUCCAUCGACUCAAUUGCAAACCGAUUCCGCAACCGAAAUCAUCCGCAAAAUGUCGGUGCCAACAACUUGGUGGAGUCCUAUCGUAGACUCCGUAUUGAUGAGCUCAAUCAACAACACGAUGAGCUCGUUGAUCAAAUCAAUGAUGACAAGGCACGGGGCAAAACGCUAAAGCAAAUGACUGAAGAACGGGACGGGGAGGGAUGGUGGGAAGCUCCCAUCGAAGAGCUCAGCUUGGAAGAGCUCAAGCAAAUGAAGGCACGAAUGGUGGAGCUUCGGCGGAAUUUGCAGGGUUCAAUCACUGUAAGGAAUCAAGGAGCUCCAUCAAGCGAAGGAGAGACUUCAAAUCAGAGAAACAAUCCAUCAGCAACCAUCGCAUGA